UGUUUUUUAACACCCCCCAAAAAAAAACUUUUAUUUUAACACCUCCCAAAAAUAUAAAAGUUGGAAGUUAACACCAGUUAACGAUUUCCGUCACGGAAAUUUAACGUGGGUCCCACAAAUUGGCUUGAACUUCAAUUUUCACCCAGCAAAACACGAAACUUCUUUCUUCAUUGAAUUCGCAGCAACCUUCUGCAUUGAAUUCUUUCUGAACCUUCAUUGAUUUCGCUUUUGAACCAAAGGAGAUCUUGGCUGAGAAGUGGAGUGUAGGGUGGUGUCAACGUUGGAGAAGAUAAGCUCAGGAGGGUUUCUUCAUCAUCUUCUUCAACUACAAAAGUGCGAAAGCCGCUUGAAAUUCACAGAAAAUAAGGUAAAAUUGCUCUCCUUUGAUAGCAAUUUCGUCAAUUACUGGUGCUUCAUUGCUGUAAACCUUGCAAUAAUUGGGUAAUUAGGGUAAAUUUUGGGACCACAGUAGGAAAGCCUUGAUAAAUCAAUUUCUGUAACUGACUAUGCGACUUAGGUUAAUUGGAUUUCGUAAUUGAAAGUAGAGAUUAAUUAAGGUGGUUUAUUGUUAAUUAAACUAGCAAGUGUGGUUUGUUGAUUAAUUUAUGUUACUGAGCACCUACAUUGGCUUGUAUAUGUUUAUUUUCAAUUUUUUUAUGUGUUUGUUUGUGUGGCUGUGAUGGAUUUGUUUAUUCGUAUUGUGCAUGUAUAGUUACAUGGCUUUUAAUAUGUUUUAUAUGUUUUUCACUGGUGGGUAGAUAAUGGGUGACAAGGAUAGUUUGGUUGACAUCUGCCUUAGAGUGGGAGGUGCUUUUGUCCCUAAAAGAGUAACCAAAAACUUAGUGCCAUAUGUGAGGCAUGUUCUGGGGAGGAUAGACUUUGUGGCUAGGUCCUGUGUGGUGCAGCCAUCCAGAGGGAAUACAUUUGAGGUGCAGCUGAAGGAUGACCAGGUGUUGGUUGAUUUGGACAAGGAGACCUGCACAUGUUACCAUUGGGAACUCACUGGCAUUCCAUGUGUUCAUGCUUAUGCCUGCAUAUUGGAUAUGAGGGGUGACAUAGAGGCUGUUGUUGACCCAUACUAUACCAUGGACACAUACAGGUCUGCUUAUGAACCAGCUGUCCAACCAAUGCCUGGCCCAAAGCACUGGGAGAGAGUCAGAAUGAGGGAACCACUACCCCCUUCUGUUAAGGUGCAACCUGGGAGACCAAAGAGCAAAAAAAGGAAGCUUGAGCCAGGAGAAUGUUCUUCUUCAGGUGGUCAGGCAAGUACCAAGAGGAAGAAGCAAUGCAGCAACUGUGGGGGAUAUAGGCAUUAUGCCAAGACUUGCAAAGUACCUGCUGCACCAGCUACAGAGCUGAUAAAGUCAGCAGGCAGACCCCCACUGAACACUCCUUGGAUGGUGGAGGAGAGGAAGAAGAAAGAGAUUAGGGCUGCUAAAAAGAGUGCAAUUGGGGCUGGACCAAACAGCAUAGGAAACAAAAAGUUUCCUCAAGAGCAAGAAGGUUGUCUGCCAUUCAGCAAGCGCCCACAGCCACAGUCUUCCUCAGCUAAGCAUUCCUCAGCUCAGCCAUCCUCUAGUCAGCCAUCCUCAGCUCAGCCUUCCUCAAGUCAGCCUGCCUCAAGCCAACCAAAAAGAAAGACAAGGUCUUCCUCAAGUCAGCCUACAACAGCCACAGGUGUUGUAACAAGGGCCAGGCUGCAAUCCCUCAACAACCUUACUCAGUGAUGUACUCAUGCUGGAUAUCAAACAUUAUGUCUGUUGAACAAUUUCAAACUUUUAUUAUGUACUCAUGACUGGUUAUGUAACUUGCUAGUUUUUUAGUGGCUUCCCUUAACAAAUUUGAACAAUUAGAUAUUGAAUUGUAAUGGUUGCAUGGCUUUGAUUGCCAUUGAAACAUGUUGAAGUAA
Chenopodium quinoa (quinoa) is the source of this 1909-nucleotide messenger RNA. Its product is annotated as putative protein TPRXL. Bases 762 to 1727 code for a protein of 321 amino acids. Gene Ontology annotation, molecular function: zinc ion binding. The record is from RefSeq and is a predicted model, not a curated record. NCBI's taxonomy places the organism in Eukaryota, Viridiplantae, Streptophyta, Magnoliopsida, Caryophyllales, Amaranthaceae. The transcript is spliced from 2 exons.